This is a messenger RNA of Esox lucius (northern pike), 2365 nucleotides long. RefSeq names its product tripartite motif containing 35-12 (gene trim35-12). NCBI's taxonomy places the organism in Eukaryota, Metazoa, Chordata, Actinopteri, Esociformes, Esocidae. Bases 552 to 2114 code for a protein of 520 amino acids. The transcript is spliced from 6 exons. Gene Ontology annotation, molecular function: ubiquitin-protein transferase activity; zinc ion binding; protein binding. The record is from RefSeq and is a predicted model, not a curated record. Gene Ontology annotation, biological process: protein ubiquitination.
UUGUCGUUGUCCAAAUAUUUCCAGACCUAACUAUAUACUUGUGAUGUGAGAUAUCUUCUGACAAUCCCACAUUCUCAUAGUUUAUUACAUGGUCAACCUUAAACUGCCUGCAUCCCCAAAACAGCCAUGUUUGUUUACUGCAAACAGGUCGCCUACUCCCAGUAUAGCACUUGGUGCUCCAGACUUUAUCUACCCAUGACACUUCCACCUCUCAAGCUUUCUCUGAAACAAGCGGUCUGACUGAUGGAGGUCAGCUGGGCUGAAAUUAGCUGAUCACUGGUUUCUAAGAACCCUGUUAUGGGCAGAUACAGCCAUUAAAGGGGGGCGGAGCAGUACCGGUUCUACAGGUUCAAGGCGCCUAUGGAUCUUAUGGCCCUCAUUUACUCUGUCCGUGUUGUGUCCUUAGCAGUCAGUCCAGUGUUUUCCUAGAUUAGAGAAAGCUGACGAAAAACUUUGCUCAGGAAAGACUAGAUGCUGCAGCACUCCUGAAAGACAUUUCCUCCUCUGGAAUUCGCCACAGCAGCCCUCUAACUGUAGUCCAGGUGCCGGCCAUGGCGCUGCGCCCGCGGGCAUCCUCCCAGCCUGGGAAACCCUCCUUCCUCCAGAGCCCCAAGGCAGAGAACGGUCUGCGGCCCCGGGCCGUGACCUCACACUCUGCUUCCGUUCUGGAGGAUGAACUAACCUGCCCUGUUUGCUGCGAGAUCUUCCGGUACCCCGUGGUGCUCAAGUGUAGCCACAGCUUCUGCCGGGCCUGUCUGCAGCAGUUCUGGAACCAGAAGAAGGCGAGGCGUGAGUGCCCGGUGUGUCGUGUGAAGUGCUCCCUGGCGGAGCCCACGGUGAGCCUGGCUCUGAAGAAUGUGUCCGACACCUUCUUGAGGAAGCAGAGGAUCCAGGAUGAGUCGAGCGGGGCGGCGGUCUGGGAGCCCGUCCCGGUGACUGUGGUGGCCAAAUGCCCCAGCCACGCGGAGGUCCUGAAGCUGUUCUGCCAGGACGAUGCCGAGGUGCUGUGCUGUGUGUGUCACACGUCCAGGAGGCACCAGGGCCACAGAGUCAUACCACUGGAGGAAGGGGCCCAGGAACUCAAGGAAGAAAUAAAGAAAGAAUUGAUCCCUCUAAAGAAGAGCCUCCGUGGCCUCUAUGAAGCCAAGCAAAAGUGUGAUGACACAACUGUGCACAUCAAGAACCAGACGCAGCAGACAGAAAAAAGGAUCAGAGAGGAGUUUGAAGAGCUCAGGCAGUUUCUGCACAAGGAGGAGGAAUCCAGGAUAGCUGUCCUACACGAGGAAGAUGAGCAGAAAAGACAUCUAGUGAAGAAGAAUACUGAGGCCAUAACCAGAGAUAUCCUCACCCUCUCUCACGUCAUCAUCGCAAUUGACAAUGAGAUAGAAUCAAGUGAUGCUCUUUUCCUUCAGAACUACAGCACCACCAAGAAAAGAGCUCAGAUACCUCAGAAGAGUCCAGAGAAGAUCUCAGGUGCUCUGAUAAAUGUGGCCAAGCAUCUGGGCUCCCUCAAGUACAAGGUCUGGGAGAAGAUGAUGGGGAUGGUGGAGUACACUCCUGUGACUCUGGACCCCAACACAGCCUACUCCUGGCUCUCUCUGAACAAGCACCUGACCAGUGUGAGCAACAGCGGUCAUGUGCAGGAGCUCCCAGACAACCCCGAGCGUUUCGACCACUUUGUGUUUCUCCUGGGCUCUGAGGGCUUCACGUCUGGCCGCCACGCCUGGGAGGUGGAGGUUGGGGAUAAGGAUGACUGGAUGCUGGGCGUGGUCAAGGAGUCCGUCAACAGGAAGGGCCAGAUCUCAGGUUGCCCCGAGGUCGGCUUCUGGAUGAUCUCCCACAGUGAGGGCAAGUACAUGGCCAUGACCCGGCCACACACCCCACUAAAGCUGCCAGGGAAGAUGGAGAGGGUCCGGGUGCAGCUGGACUAUGACUGUGGGCGGGUAGAUUUCUCCAACCCUGUUAACAUGACGUCCAUCUACACCUUCAACGACUUCUUCAGUGAGAGGAUGUUCCCCUUCUUCUGCCCUGGGGCCAACAUCAACGGCAACAACCCCGGCCCUCUGAAGAUUUGUCCUGUAAAAGUGGCAGUGUGGAACAGCGCCACCUGGUGAUGCGUUCUUACAGCAUCAUUCAAAGACUGUGCUACUUGAACAUUCAGUACACACACACACACGCAUCCGAGUCACAAUACAUAUAAGUCUAGUUAACCUCUUGGCACAGUGUGUUUAAAACAUAUUUAUGAUCUAAUCAGAAGAAAUAAUACUGCGUUCAUCACAUAGCAUGUGCAAGAGGAAUAAAGAUAUUCCAUACAAUCCGAAACAUGUUCCACAGUUUGCCAUUGAAUAAAAUGAAAUGGAAUGCU